CAUCCCCUUAUCUACUAUCUUAAUCAGUCGGUUGAGUCAAUCCCCCUAAGCUUAUCUAAACUAUACCUCUUAAGCUUUGACUUUAACUCGCAUUUUUUUUUGUUUGAUUUAAGUUAAGAUUUAGAUUAGAUUUAGAGUUUCUUUUAGAAGCUUGUUUACCAUCACCACCCACCACCAUCCACCAUCCACUACCCACAAAUCAUAUACAAUCCACGCUCCUCUCUCCCUCCCUCUCCAUCCAUCCAUCGCUUUCUUUAAUUCCAACUCCUUACUCAUCCACAAGUAAAGCAUCAAUAUCUAACUUCCUCCUCCCCCCGCCUUGCAUACCACCCCCCAUCGACGUAGUCAUCAUCCUCCAUCAUCAUCCAACUGCAUUUUAAUCUUAUUCAUUCAUUAUCAUUAUCAUCAUGAAUUUAAAAGUAUUACAACCUACUAAAGUGAAUCGAAAAUUAUUCAUCUAUUCAUGUUUAAUAACGUGGAUCUUGAUUUUAAAUAUUGGUUUCUUUAUUUAUUAUUAUUAUUAUGAUCGAUAUGCUUCUUUAACUUCUCCAUCAUUUUCAUCAGAAUUUGAUGAAUAUGAAUCUCAAAAUAAUUGGUCAUUUGAAGAUGUUAAUAACGAUAAUAAAAAAGAAUAUAACCCUGUUAAUACUACAGUUUUAAAUAACUUAUAUUUACAAACUUUACAAAAACAAUUACAAAUAAAUGAUAUCAGAGAUAUUGAACCAAUAUUUUCAACUAAUUAUGAUAAUAUCUUAAAGAAUCAUGAUUAUGAUCCAUUUUCAAUCCUUGGAAAUUUGAAUUUUCAAGAUCGUUGUGAUUUAUAUUUUCAAAAUUUAUAUGCUGUAAAUCAUAAUUGGUUUAUAAAUCCUGAUGAAAAUUUACCCUUGGUUGAUCGUCUUUCAUUUGACUUUGAAGAUUGGAAACAAACUCAUAUGAAUGAUAUGAAAGAAAAAUAUGCUAAAGAACAUAAAAUGAAUAAAGAUGAUGUUAAACAUGAUCAAGAAUUUGAAGAUUUUAUGUUAUCUCUUUAUAAACAAUUUUGGUCAGCCACCAAAAAUACUGAACAAAAAGUUCUGGAUUAUUUAUCCCAUUUAAGAAUCUUUAAUAAAUGUUAUAUUGCUAAUGAUAAUGCAAAUCAUAUUAAAGAACAAAAUGAUUUUAUCUUAAAUCAAAAAUUAUUAGUAAGAGAAGUUUUUGAAGUUGGAAAUACUCAAUUAAAACCAUUCACAAAUUCUAAGCUUGAAAAUUCAAUCAAUCCAAAUUCUUUUCAUGAUUGUAAUGAUUUAGAACAAAGAUUAUAUCCUUGGUUAUCAUUUAAUUUCCCGGCUUAUGAACAUUGGUCAGGUGAAGUGUUAAUGUCUCCUCCUCAAACUGUUACAAAAAAGAAAUCCACUCCACCACCUAUAAAAUCAAAAUUAACUAAUUCAAAAUCUUGUUUCCUUAAUAAAUUUAAAAAUUUAGCUAAUGGUAAAGGGUUAGUCAUGACUAUUAAUGAUGGUCAUCUUGAAGAUACCGUUAAUCUUAUUCGAUUAUUAAGAGCUCUAAAAAAUAAAUUACCUAUUCAAAUUGUAUAUUAUGAUCAUAUUUCAGCCAAUACCAAACGGAAAAUUAUUGAAGCUGCCAGAGAAAGAUUUAAUGAUUUACCAAAAUCAUUUGAAAAAGUUCGUCAUUUAUUUGGAGAUGAUUAUUUACAAAGUGAAGAUCAAGGUUUACCAAAACAAGAUAUUUGGUUUGUAAAUACUUAUCAUGUUGUUCAUGGACAAUAUCGAGAAAAAUUUAGACAUUGGGGUAAUAAAUUCUUAGCUACUUUAUUUAAUUCAUAUGAAGAAUUUAUAUUAUUAGAUUCUGAUGCUGCUAUCGUUAAAAAUCCUGAAAUUUUCUUUGAAUUAGAAGGGUAUAAAGAAACUGGGACUUAUUUUUAUAAAGAUAGAACUACUGCAGAAUAUAGACCAGUAUCAGAUUCAGUAUUUUUCAAAAAGAUAAGUCCAUCAGUAUUAGAUUCAUUAAUCUUUAAUAUUCCAUUAAUCACUACUAAAACUACUAAUAAUCAUAUUUUAUCUGGUUUGAAACAUCAAAUGGAAUCAGGAUUAGUAGUUAUAAAUCGUUCUAUGCAUAUGGCAUCAUUAUUAUUAAUGCCUCAAUUACAUUUUAUGGAUCCUGCUAAAGAUAGAUCUCAUGGUGAUAAAGAAUUAUUUUGGUUAGCAUUUUCAAUUAAUGGGGAUGAAAAUUAUCAUUUCAAUAAACACAAUGCCGCUGCCAUUGGUAUUAUUGAUCCAGCUCGUAAAAAGAAGAAUGGUGAUGAUUUUGAAUCGAUUGAAAUUUGUUCUCCUCAUCCCGGUCAUGUUAAUGGAUAUGAUAAUUCAUUAGAUUGGUUUAAUUCGGGUUUCCAUUUUUGUGGAAGAUAUACUGCCGUUAAUUAUCCUCAAGAUUUCAGAAAUCGUAAACAAACAUUAAAUUAUAUUAAAUCAGUGGAAGAAAUGAGAACAUUUUAUUAUAAUCCCGUUCAAAUUGAAUAUGCUAUUUUACCCCCAUUUACCAAUCUGAAAGAAAUGGAAUUCCCCAAUGAAGAAGAAGAACCUGUAAAAGCAUGGGUUAAACAUCAAGAGAUUUGUCAUGGAUAUCAAUAUUGUGCAUUUACUUCAGCAGGAGGGAAAGAUUUGAAUAUUCAAGGUGAAUUAGUGGAAUUUAGUGAAACUCAAAGAUUAUUAUAUCAAUAUUAUGGUGAUAUUUGGGUUGGACUUGAAUAAAUGAGACUAAUUAAUACACCCAUCCUUCCAUUCAACAAAAAAGAACAUUAUUUAUCUAUUUAUACAUAUAUAUUUGCCAUAGACUAUUUUUAUAACAUUUUUACAUUAAUACAUUUAAAAACAGAAAUUUUAACAACUUAAUAAA
Messenger RNA from Scheffersomyces coipomensis, 2892 nucleotides. RefSeq names its product alpha-mannosyltransferase. Lineage: Eukaryota; Fungi; Ascomycota; Pichiomycetes; Serinales; Debaryomycetaceae. Gene Ontology annotation, cellular component: Golgi apparatus. The transcript has a single exon. Gene Ontology annotation, molecular function: alpha-1,3-mannosyltransferase activity. The record is from RefSeq and is a predicted model, not a curated record. Gene Ontology annotation, biological process: protein O-linked glycosylation. The coding region runs from base 408 to 2747 and encodes 779 amino acids.